CGCCGCGCAGCUAACGGAGCCGCGGAGCCAGCGCUGUCCCUGCGCCCGGCCCCGGCCCGGUCCCGGCCCGCGGCCUGUCCCUCAUGGCGCUGCUCCGACGCCCGGCGGUGUCCAAUGAUUUGGAGAAUAUUGACACAGGAGCUAAUUCUAAAGCGAAGAGUCAUGUGACUACCAGGCGAGCAGUUUUAGAAGAAAUUGGAAACAGAGUUACCACCAGAGGAGCUCAAGUAGCUAAGAAGGCUCAGGACUCCAGAGCACCAGUUCAGCCCGCCAAAGCGACGAAUGUCAGCAAACAGCUGAAGCCUACUGCUUCCGUGAAACCGGUCCAGAUGGAAAUGCUGGCUCCAAAGGGUCCUUCUCCCAGCCCCGAGGACGUCUCCAUGAAGGAGGAGAACCUCUGCCAAGCCUUCUCUGAUGCUCUGCUCUGCAAAAUCGAGGACAUUGACACUGAAGACUGGGAGAACCCGCAGCUGUGCAGCGACUAUGUCAAGGACAUCUACCAGUAUCUGCGGCAGCUUGAGGCCCUGCAGUCCAUCAGCCCCCAUUUCCUGGACGGCAGAGACAUAAAUGGACGCAUGCGCGCCAUCCUGGUGGACUGGCUGGUCCAGGUGCACUCCAAGUUCAGGCUCCUGCAGGAGACUCUCUACAUGUGUGUGGCCAUCAUGGAUCGCUUCUUACAGGUUCAGCCAGUCUCGCGCAAGAAGCUCCAGCUGGUGGGGAUCACCGCUUUGCUCCUGGCUUCCAAGUACGAGGAGAUGUUUUCUCCAAAUAUUGAAGACUUUGUGUACAUCACUGACAAUGCUUAUACCAGCGCCCAGAUCCGAGAAAUGGAGACGCUCAUCUUGAAAGAGCUGAAGUUCGAGUUGGGCCGCCCCUUGCCCCUGCAUUUCUUAAGGCGGGCGUCGAAGGCUGGGGAGGUGGACGUGGAGCAGCACACCUUAGCCAAGUAUCUAAUGGAGCUGACGCUCACUGACUACGACAUGGUGCACUACCAUCCUUCCAAGCUGGCCGCGGCUGCCUCCUGCUUGUCUCAGAAGGUCCUGGGCCAAGGAAAAUGGAACUUAAAGCAGCAGUACUACACGGGCUACUCAGAGGGCGAGGUGUUGGAAGUCAUGCAGCACAUGGCCAAAAAUGUGGUGAAAGUCAACGAAAACUUGACCAAAUUCAUUGCCAUCAAGAAUAAGUACGCCAGCGGCAAACUCCUGAAGAUCAGCACCAUUCCACAGCUGAACUCCAGGGCCGUCAGGGACCUCGCCUCCCCGCUGAUGGCCAAGCCCUGAGCUGCUGGGCUGCACCCGCACUUGGGUUUUUCUUCCAUCCUUUUCUUUCUUCUCUUCUCUUUUCUUUUUUUCUUUUAUUUUUUAUUGGCUAGGAACUCUCAAUUUGUAAGUAGUCCUCUGGUCUUUCAUGCAAUGUCUUCUCAGACUAUUUUUCUAAAUAUACACUAAAAAU
This is a messenger RNA of Octodon degus (degu), 1452 nucleotides long. It is a transcript of the gene Ccnb2, whose product is annotated as cyclin B2. The record is from RefSeq and is a predicted model, not a curated record. Gene Ontology annotation, biological process: mitotic cell cycle phase transition; regulation of cyclin-dependent protein serine/threonine kinase activity. The coding region runs from base 84 to 1280 and encodes 398 amino acids. Gene Ontology annotation, cellular component: nucleus; cytoplasm; cyclin-dependent protein kinase holoenzyme complex. The transcript has 9 exons. Gene Ontology annotation, molecular function: cyclin-dependent protein serine/threonine kinase regulator activity. Lineage: Eukaryota; Metazoa; Chordata; Mammalia; Rodentia; Octodontidae.